GCGCUGACAUCAACCAAGCGAUGAACGGCGGCGGCACGCCGCUGCUCGCUGCGUGCCAGAACGGCCAGCUCGAAUGCGUUCGGCUACUCCUCGACGCUGGCGCGGCGAUCGACCAGGCCGAUGAGGCUGGCACCACGCCGCUGUUCGCGGCGUGCCAGAACGGCCACUUCGAGGUCGCCAAGCUCCUCUCCUCCUACGGCGCCUCCCGCGCCGCUACGCCCUUCGGCACGCCCGAGGAGGUUGCAAACCGCCAAGGCCAUGCCGACCUCGCCGCCUGGCUGGUCGCCAGCCGCGGCUGGACGCCGCUCGCGCACCUUGAGACCCUCACUGCCGCCCGCGCCACCUCCCUCCUGCGCAGCGGCGCAAGCUUGCACGAGGGCGAGCCGACGCCGCUGCGGCGCGCCGCGGGCGGCGCGGGCGAGGCGGCGGCGCUGAUCCGGCGGGCGGCGGCGCCGUGGUCGCCGGCAAGCCACUCGCUCUUCCCCGCGCCGGCGCGCGCGCGGGCGGCGCUCCUCGUCCUCUCGAUCUACGAGAUCCACGAGCGGUACCACCUCGACUCGGCAGGAGCCACGAACGGCAUCGCGGCGCUCGACUUUGGCCACUGCGUCUUGGGCUUCGCCAUCACGCGCGAGACGCAGUAGGGGAGUUGCGUGGCUUCGCGCCCUUACGCUCGCGGCCGACGGCGCUGUCUUUGAGGUUGCGCGCACCGUGCUGCUACACGCGGUGGCGAGCGAGGUAGAGCGUAGAGUGCGAGGACGCACGACGGGACACAUACUACCGCGCGGCUCCGUCGAG
Molecule: messenger RNA, 795 nt
Organism: Emiliania huxleyi CCMP1516
Lineage: Eukaryota; Haptophyta; Isochrysidales; Noelaerhabdaceae
Exons: 1
Coding region: 21-641 (206 amino acids)
Molecular function (GO): protein binding
Source: RefSeq, a predicted model, not a curated record